AUGCUGCGUUCGUGCUCCGCUAGACUGUCUGGCCUGGCCAGGCCACACCUGCGCUCCCCCGCUGCGUCUUGGAGGCAUCCACAUGCCGUCCCCAGGAAAACUACAGUCCGGGCAUUCGCAGCUGUCGCCCCUCCCCCACAAGCCCUGGAGCCAACAGAAUUGGAUAAUGUCACAACGCUCCCCAAUGGCAUCCGCGUCGCCUCCGAGGCGCUGCCAGGGGCUUUCUCGGGUGUGGGAAUCUACAUCGAUGCAGGGUCGCGCUAUGAGACGGACUACCUGCGCGGCGCCAGCCACAUCAUGGAUCGCCUGGCUUUCAAGUCGACGAGCAAGCACACGGCCGACGAAAUGUUGGAGCAGGUCGAGCAGCUCGGCGGCAAUAUCCAAUGCGCCUCGUCGCGCGAGUCCAUGAUGUAUCAAGCUGCCACAUUUAAUACCGCCAUACCCACCACCAUCGGCCUGUUGGCCGACACCAUCCGCGACCCGAAGCUCACCGACGCCGAGAUCUCACAGCAGCUUGAGACGGCGACCUACGAGGUCAACGAGAUAUGGUCCAAGCCUGACCUAAUCCUGCCCGAGCUUGUCCACACUGCGGCUUUCAAGGAUAACACCCUCGGCAACCCUUUAUUGUGUCCCCAGGAGCGCCUUGAUGCCAUCGAUCGCCAUGUCAUUAUGGCCUACAGGGACGCCUUCUACCGUCCCGAGAGGAUGGUUGUCGCAUUUGCUGGCAUCCCACAUGCUGACGCCGUAAAUCUGACAACCCAGUACUUUGGCGACAUGAAGGGCUCAUCCAUUCCCCAGCCCGAAAGCCCAACCGAUUCUGUCUCUAUCCAGCAGCAACAGCAGCAGCAGGCUCAUGGGUCCUCGACCAUGUCGCCGCACUCGCCACCACCGUCUGGUCUUCUUUCUAAAAUACCUUUCUUCAAAAGCCUAUCUACCUCGGCUCCCCAUAAUGCUUCCGUCACUACGCCGUCUGCGCUUGGAACCAAUCCUAUCGCCCCCUUAUCUCAUUCUCCGUCCCACUACACCGGCGGAUUUCUCUCUCUUGCCCCCCAACCGCCGCCCCUAAACCCAAAUCUGCCGACCUUUACGCACAUUCAGCUAGCCCUCGAGGGCCUUCCGAUUCUAGAUGACGACAUCUACGCCCUGGCCUGUUUGCAGACCCUUCUGGGAGGUGGUGGAUCCUUCUCUGCUGGCGGUCCGGGCAAGGGUAUGUACUCGCGGCUCUACACCAACGUUCUCAACCAGCACGGUUGGGUCGAGUCGUGUGUCGCCUUCAACCAUUCCUACACAGACUCGGGACUCUUUGGCGUUGCGGCCUCGUGCUACCCCGGCCGCACCGGCAAGAUGCUCGAGGUCAUUUGCCGUGAGCUCCGCGCCUUGACUCUCGACUCGGGCUUUCACUCCCUGGGCAAGGUGGAAGUUGAGCGUGCAAAGAAUCAGCUCAGGUCCAGCCUCCUCAUGAAUCUCGAAAGUCGCAUGAUCGAGCUCGAGGACCUCGGGCGCCAGGUCCAGGUUCAUGGCCGCAAAGUGCCCGUACACGAGAUGACGCGGCGCAUCAAUGCCCUUACCGUUGACGACCUGCGCGCCGUUGCCCGCCGAAUAGUCGGCGGCCUGGUCGAGAACCCGGGCAAGGGCAGCGGCGCCCCCACUGUUGUUCUCCAAGAGGCUUCGGUGGCCGGCAUCACCACAAAGCAGAUGACCUGGGACGAGAUCCAGAACACCAUCUAUCAGUGGCACAUUGGAAAGCGCUGA
This is a messenger RNA of Gaeumannomyces tritici R3-111a-1, 1752 nucleotides long. Its product is annotated as mitochondrial-processing peptidase subunit alpha. The record is from RefSeq and is a predicted model, not a curated record. Gene Ontology annotation, molecular function: metal ion binding; metalloendopeptidase activity. The coding region runs from base 1 to 1752 and encodes 583 amino acids. Gene Ontology annotation, cellular component: mitochondrion. The transcript is spliced from 2 exons. Lineage: Eukaryota; Fungi; Ascomycota; Sordariomycetes; Magnaporthales; Magnaporthaceae.